AUGGCAGAGAAGGCAGAAAAAAGAGGCGAUUGGGAAACUUGUGUCUCUCAGGCUGGAGUGGCGAUCUUAAAAGCGGGCACAUCUCUGCCACUUCGUCAACGUCGAGCAAGAUGCCGUUUUGAACGCGGAGAGAUCCAAGAGGGUAUCAGCGACUUGGCACACGUCUUACAAAUUUCUCCGGGCUACAUGCAACCGCAUCUCGAAAUCUCUGCCAUGUUGUUCUAUUCCUUGGCGGACACUGACCGCGGAUUAACGCAGAUACGAAAGUGCCUUCACUCUGAUCCAGAUUCAAAAGUAUGCAGCGGCCUAUUCAGAAGGCAAAAGCAGAUCUCUAAGCUACUCCAACGUCUUGAUCGAUUCUUGGAGCAACGGAAGUUUAACAAAGCGGUGGAACUAUUGGUGGGCUCCAAGGAGGAGAGUGGAUUAAUCGACGAUGUGAAGAAUGAAAUUAAAUCUGCUCGCGCAAAUGGCUACAUUCAUAAAAAUGCGCCAGAACAGCUCUCUGCUAAUCUAGUUGAGAAAGCUUGCGAAGCCUACCGAGAAAUGAACUCCAAGCGCAAAGCCAAACCUUUCUGCUCUGAAGCCCUUGAGUUUAAUCCGACCUCACUUCACGGCCUUUUGUCAAAGGCGGAAAGCCAAUUAGAUUCAGGCGAGUACGAAGCAGCAAUGCAAACUCUCGCUAUCGCCAAUGAAAACCACCCACAUACCCAUGCCGUCCGAAUCCUUCACGAGAAAGCGCAGACGCUGCUGAAGCGGUCCAAACAAAAGGAUUACUAUAAAGUUCUAGGAGUCGACCGUGAAGCUGACGAUGCAACUAUCAAGCGCGCCUACCGCAAACUCACCAAGCAGUAUCACCCCGACAAAGUGAGAUCACAGGGAGUGUCUAAGGAAGAUGCUGAGAAAAAGAUGGCUGCGAUUAAUGAGGCAUAUGAAGUGCUUGCCGAUUCGGAACUGAGGGCGCGGUUCGACCGUGGCGAUGAUCCGAAUAAUCCUGAGAAUAAUCAAGGAAACCCCUUCCAUAGCGACCCAUUUGGGCCGGGUGGGGGAGGCCAACAGUUCUUCUUCCAUCAUGGCGCCGGUGGCCAGCAGUUUAAAUUUUCUCAGCAGGGGUUUCCGGGCGGGUUCCCCUUUGGUUAG
This is a messenger RNA of Uncinocarpus reesii 1704, 1137 nucleotides long. RefSeq names its product chaperone DnaJ. Lineage: Eukaryota; Fungi; Ascomycota; Eurotiomycetes; Onygenales; Onygenaceae. The coding region runs from base 1 to 1137 and encodes 378 amino acids. Gene Ontology annotation, biological process: protein folding in endoplasmic reticulum. Gene Ontology annotation, cellular component: endoplasmic reticulum. The record is from RefSeq and is a predicted model, not a curated record. The transcript has 2 exons. Gene Ontology annotation, molecular function: protein-folding chaperone binding; misfolded protein binding.